Molecule: messenger RNA, 1993 nt
Organism: Aureobasidium subglaciale EXF-2481
Lineage: Eukaryota; Fungi; Ascomycota; Dothideomycetes; Dothideales; Saccotheciaceae
Exons: 2
Coding region: 271-1608 (445 amino acids)
Biological process (GO): Golgi to plasma membrane transport; conjugation with cellular fusion
Cellular component (GO): trans-Golgi network; exomer complex
Molecular function (GO): protein dimerization activity
Source: RefSeq, a predicted model, not a curated record
AUGAUCAUGCAGGUACAUGUUUGUGCCUCGAGGGUGUACAAGGAAGGCACUCUGUAAGAGAGCACGAUGAGCUUGCUCGUUCUUUGUGCAGAAAAAGGCAUUAGUCUGGGUAAAAUAGAAAAGCAGAGUCGAGUGGGAGAGUAACUAGCGGAUGACGACGCGCAAAGAGACGCGCCAAGAUGUUUCUCCAGCUCAAGGCCAGCGAGACAUCAACACGGGACAUAUUGUGUGCAUACAGCAAGCAGUCGACGACAUCGAACUUAGCCAAAGAUGCUCGUGUCACUGACUGUAGGCAAGGUCGAUGCCGGGGUGGCAGUCCUGCUCACCGAAGACAAGCGAUUGAUUGAGUUCCCGUCCAUCUUGCUGCCCGCCGACAUCACAUCCGGCUCAAUUGUCGACAUCAACGUAGCGCGCAAUGAGGGAGCGGAAGAGACGGCGUUCCAGAAAUUCGAGGCGCUGCAAGAAGACAUCUACUCAACCUUCGGCAUCCACUCGCCAUGCGCACCCGUCCUUCGUUGUCGCAAUGCCACUCAGACUUCGGUCGUGCUCGAAUGGGAUCCUGUACAGCUCGCGACUGCUGAACUCCGUAGUCUGAGCCUGUACCGCAACGGCAGCAAGGCUGGCAACAUCCCUCGUGAUAAGCUGAGCACAAAGAUCUCUGGUCUGGCUGUCGAUAGCGAAUACACCUUCCACCUCGUCUUGCGCACUUCGGCCGGCACAUACACCAGUGAACGCCUGACCGUCCGUACUCACAAGAUGACUGAUCUGACUGGUAUCACAAUCACUCCAGGCAUCAUGCCUCAACAACUGCGUGACGACCUCCAGGCCACCGUGGAUCGCAUCGGCGCAAAGAUGAUUGACACACUGCGCAUCGACACGACCCACUUUGUCUGCACAGAAGGGCGUGGCCAAGCAUGGGAGAAGGCUGGUGACAUGAAUGUUCCUGUCGUUGUCCCCGACUGGCUCAAAGGCUGCGAACGCGAAGGACGCAUAGUCGGCGUCCGCGCCUACUACCUCGAUGCCGACCCAAAGCUGCGAAACAUUGGUCCUAGUAGCCAACCCUUGCCUUCGCCCAACGUCCAACAAGAUCCUCGACGACCCUCGACGCAAUCACAACCCUCGCAACAACAUCUUCAGCUUCAGCAACAACAGCUCAGAGUCCACCCGCCCCUCUCCAGUCCCCGCAUCGAGCACACACCACCUACUCCAGAACAGACAAAGCGCCCUGAGAUACCUACAUCCGAGCCUUCGCCCGUUCCCGCUCCACCGCCCAAAGACGACUCUGUCGACACUGCUCCCCCCACACCUCCGAAGGAAGAGACCUCGUCCGAACCCGAACAGAAGUCUGCUCCUAUUUCCGAUCUUCCUUUCCGAAACCUUCCAAGCAAUGCAGAAGAGCAGCAACCUGAAGAGUCUGCGAUCGAAGAGACCGUCGGGGAGGCCCCCGCUCCCGCUGAAGAGGCUUCUACAUUACCCGAGACCACUUCAGAAGCAGGGGAAAAGCCCACAGAGUCUCCAAAAGUGAAUAACCUCAAGGCCAUUGGCAUACCGCAUGAGGAGGUGUCCUCUACGAAAGCGCCGACCGAGUUUGAUGAUGUUGCCCUAUGAAGCGGUCAUAAUGUCGUUCUGUCUUGCGUUUGCGGCCUUUCCAUAGCCAUACCCCAUCCUGUUUUGUCUUUUACUGUUAUCCUCACUAUAGCCUGUUCAGAAGAAGACUCAUGACCCGAUCCUUGGUUGACUGAAGAUAAAUUCGUGCAAGACGUCUGCUGUAGUAUGCAUAUGGAGCUGAUAUGUCAACAUUCACCUCCACGCAUCACCCGAUGUUCGUGAAGAGAAGGUACCAAGUUUGAGCAAUGUCUUCCUUCCGAUUCGCGUCCUCCAUGAUCCAAUUUGGGGAAGAACGACUAGGUCGUGAUCCGCACCAUUGACAAUCGUGCUUUCCCUUUUCAGCAGCCACGAGUCACGAUGCACUUUGUACAAACAGGCCUCGUAC